Molecule: messenger RNA, 1151 nt
Organism: Schistosoma mattheei
Lineage: Eukaryota; Metazoa; Platyhelminthes; Trematoda; Strigeidida; Schistosomatidae
Source: the annotation of a GenBank genome assembly
GGUUAUUGGUUCCCACAAAUGUCAUUAUGGUCUGUUUGACUAUUCUUCGCAUUAUUUCAACUACAACACUGGUAUUGGAGUGACGAUUGCAUCCUUUCAGUCUGUAGGUAACACACCUUGUUCAAGUGACAUAUUGGAUAUCACGGUCAGUGGAGCUGCGAUAUAUUGUGCAAUAUAUCUCAGGAUUUAGAGGUGUAGUUCAUCGUCUUAAUCAAAGUCCACGAGACGAUUUGAUUUUUGUGUUCCAUGAAAUAUCAAUAGAAGUGGGUAAUUAUAUAAUCAAUCUUCUCAAGUCGACUGUUAGACCCAUCUAUUUUUAAUGUUAUAUAUAUGAGUUAACAAAUUUCUAAUUGUCAUUUUGAUUCAAAGAAGUAAGAGUUGUUUAUCAUACAUUAAACUCAUUAUCACUAAGCUCCCAAUUUUCGUUAAUGGAGUUCCCUAAUCUAGGAGCUAACUGUUCAGUGCCAACUUGUCGAAUGCUUGAUUUCUUACCCGUUCGAUGUUCUGGAUGUCAUGGUGUUUUCUGCAAGAAUCACUAUCUGUACGAUAAUCACAACUGUAAAAGUCCCGAUCUUAAGGAUAAACAGGUUCCUGUGUGUCCCUUGUGCGGAACCAUAGUCCCUCUGAAACCAGGCGAGCUUCCAGAUGUAAAAGUCGGAAACCAUAUCGACACAGAUUGUCGGUCAAAGCCAGCUUUAGAGUUAAAAGGAAAGUUAUUCACAAAUGCUUGCUGUGUCCCACGAUGUAAAAAGAAAGAACUUAUACCUUUUGUUUGUGAUAGAUGCAAAUUAAAUUUCUGUGUUUCGCAUCGUAAUGAAUUAGAUCAUGAUUGUAAGGGAUUUCAACAAAAUCUGAAUAAUUCUAGAAAGUUGUCAACUUCUGGUGCAGCAGCUCUUUAUAGAGCUAUCUUUAGCAAUUUCAAUACAAAUUCGACUUCGAAGAAUGUAUCGCCAACAAACACGAUUCACUCAUCAUCACCUGUUGCUACUUCACUGCCAUAUAGCGUAAAUUCCCGUGAACUUCAGGAAGAAGAAGAUUUACAACUGGCUUUAGCAUUAUCUGAAUCACUUUCCAGUCGAACAUCUCAUUCACAACCAUCUAGAACAACACGUCAUGAUACCUCUUCAAAAUCGUCGUGUAAUAUUUCUUAA